Messenger RNA from Pygoscelis adeliae (Adelie penguin), 1299 nucleotides. It is a transcript of the gene WDR49, whose product is annotated as WD repeat domain 49. The record is from RefSeq and is a predicted model, not a curated record. Gene Ontology annotation, molecular function: protein binding. Lineage: Eukaryota; Metazoa; Chordata; Aves; Sphenisciformes; Spheniscidae.
AUGGACAAAAUUGAGUGCUGGUGUGGAGAGAGAGUCUCAUUUACAACUAUGUGUUUCAGUAUUGUCCAAGGAGUUUAUGCUUUUGCUUUCUGCUCUCAGUUCAUCUUAAUUGUGUUGAGGAUCAGGGGCAUUCAGCAUCAGCUGCGCAUCCAGAAGAUUGCUGGCUUGUUCCCAGAGAUCCGAAAUCCCAUUCUUCUCCUCUAUUUUAAUGAAGCUCAGAGGUGCCCCUUUAUCUCAUUUAACAGUGAACUGAUGAUACUGGAAACAGAGCAGGAAACUAGUAGAAGGGUCAGAGGCAGCGGGAAAGCUGUUAGCUGUGUCCCGUGCAAUUCAGUCUUGAAGCAGGUAAUUAGCUCAAACACAGGAUCUACUGUUAUCUUCUUGCUGACUGACAGUGGGCAGAAAAUCAAACCGUUUACUGGUUGUCAUGGGGAUGCUGAGUUUAGCACUCUGGCACUGGAUGCAAGUGAGACGAGGCUUUUAACCGGGAGCACAAGUGGAACCGUAAAGCAUCAUGAACUUAGUGUUGGAAAGGACAGAGCAGUUGGCAUCUCCAAGAUCCUGGUACUAAAGAGGAUGGUAACGGUUACAUGUUGGGACAGGCAGCUGAUGGCAGGGUGUGAUGCUCAUGCUGGAGCUGGAUCCAUUAUCAUGGCUACUGAUAAAGCGAGUCAGGGUCUCCUAACAGCUCAGGCAGGUGAAAGUACAGAUUCCUCCCGUGAGCCUGACCUUGAGGCAGAUGCUUGCAUUCAGUUCGCCGUGUCUGGGGAGCCCAUGGGUGUUGUGACUUGCAGCCAGUCAUUGAAAAUUGGAGCCCUCAAGGAGAUGGAGGGCACAAAUGAGUCUGACUUUGCUCUUCUCCCUGAGAAAUACUUUAGGGAAAAGACAGAGGAGUGGUGCUCUGAAAAUCUGACCUUGAAAGCUGUAUUUGAUGAGAAAAGCCUGUUCCCAAAAGAAAUUCAUGAUCAUGAACAAAGAGCAAGGCAACUCUGUGAGCGAGUGUGCAGUGAAGAAUGGAGAGAAACUGAAACGCUGCAGUUGCUAACCACUUCAAACAUCAGAAUUGCUCAGUUCAGUUUAGAUAAAUGCUGCCCUAAACCAGCCAAGACCUAUAUGAGACCCAUAUUAACGGCAAGUCAUGGAAAGGCAGCCAACAGUCUUACAAAAGGCUGUGUGAAAAGCAGCAUUGAGAGUCUUGGGAUAUCAGUUAAGAAAAGUAGUGCGGUGAGUCUGAGGAAGAGAGGAAUGGAUGCAAGGUAUCAGCCUGCUUUACCUUCAGAUGUGCUGGCUGCAGAUUAG